Cavenderia fasciculata is the source of this 1611-nucleotide messenger RNA. RefSeq names its product amine oxidase (gene maoD). The transcript is spliced from 3 exons. The coding region runs from base 1 to 1611 and encodes 536 amino acids. The record is from RefSeq and is a predicted model, not a curated record. Gene Ontology annotation, molecular function: oxidoreductase activity. Lineage: Eukaryota; Evosea; Eumycetozoa; Acytosteliales; Cavenderiaceae.
AUGGAAGAUAUAGUUUAUGAUUGUAUAGUUAUUGGAGGAGGUGUAGCAGGUUUAAGAUGUGCAACAUUACUACAUCAACAAAAGAAAUCAGUAUUGGUUUUAGAAGCAAGAGAUAGAAUUGGAGGUAGAACCUAUGGUAUUGAAUAUAAUGAUUAUAUGUGGGAUGUUGGAGGACAAUGGGUUGGUCCAACACAGGAUAGAUUGUAUAGUUUAAUUAAAGAAUGUGGUCAACAUACCUUUCCACAACAACAACAAGGUAAAAAGGUUAUUGAAAUAGAUGGUAAAACAUCUGUCUACUCUGGAUUGAUACCACCUGUCAGUUUAAUUGGCCUUUUAGAACUUCAAUUAAUCCUUUAUAGAUUGGAAAGAAUGACCUUACAAGUUGAUCCUUUAGAACCAUGGAAAUCUAAAAAUGCAGAUAAAUGGGAUUCAAUAACAGUACAAGAUUGGAUAGAUGAAAAUACUUAUUGUAGUGUGACAAAGAAAUUAAUACACGUUGCUUUUAUUGCUGUAUUUUCAUGUGACCCAAAGGAAAUGUCAUUAUUGUUUGUACUCAACUAUUUUAGAGGAGCUGGAGGAGUAAUGAAGACAUUGGAUGUUCCAAAUGGUGCUCAACAAGAUAGAAUAUUUGGUGGAAGUUAUAAAUUGUCACAAACAAUGGCCAAUAAUCUGGGAUUGGAUACUAUUGUCAAGCUCAAUCAUGAGGUGGUUGACAUUCAACAAUCGAGAAAUUCAAUCUUUUCAAACAUUCGAUGCUCCAAUGGACGUAGUUAUCACAGCAAGUUGAUAGUCAUUGCUGCACCACCAAUCGUUGUUCAAAGUAUCCAAUUUACACCACCAUUACCAACCCCAAGAGUUCAUCUUCAACAACGUAUGCCAAUGGGACAGGUUAUCAAAUUUAUAGUUUUCUAUGAUAAAUGUUUUUGGAGAGACUUGGGAUUUGCUGGUGAAAUUCUUACAGACAGAGAGUCUGCAUCUGUUCUCUACGAUGGUAGCUUUGAAGAUGGUAGUAAACCAUCGAUUGUUGGAUUUUUUGAAGGAUCUGCUGCAAGAAUAUGGGCCGAUCGAUCAAAGGAAGAAAGAAGAAAGGAGGUUUUGGAUAUCCUCUUCAAAUCAUUUAAUGAUAAAAGAGCAUUGGCACCUUGCAACUAUAUCGAUAUGGAUUGGAUGUCUGAAAAAUAUUCGUUGGGUGGUUAUGGUGGAUAUCUUGGUCCAGGGGUACUAACAUCCGUUGGUAAUGCUCUUCGUGAACCAUAUGGAAGAAUUCAUUUUGCUGGAACAGAAACUGCAACUGAAUGGCCUGGUUACAUUGAAGGUGCUUUACAAUCAGCAGAAAGAGCUAGUGGAGAGGUUUUAAAACAUCUCAAAACAGUUGAAUCUGAGUUUGGACAACUCAAUAAUCCAUCAUACAGUUCAAAAUCUUGUCAAAAUGAAUCUAGUCAACACUUUUCAUACAAAUAUCUCGAUACAACCAUCACUAGAAAUCAUUCCAAAUCAGGUAUUCUCAAUAGUACUACUGCCAUGUUACUUUUAUCAACAACAACUUUAUUUUUAACAGUUUAUCUUUUGGUUAAUAGACAAAGUAUUUCCAUUUUAAAAUGGUUUUUAUAA